UAGGUAUGGAUAGGUACUGUACUGUACUGUAUGUACAUGUACAAGUACAUGUACGUUAACUAACAGACAGGCCAACCCAUCCUCUCUCUAGCUCGCUGCCAAAAACUUGCAAAUUCAUAUCCCCGCCUAUUGAUUAAAUAUUAAAUUUUAUAUGAAGUGGGAGAGUGUGGGAGAGUGUGGGAAUCAACAACAUUCUAGACGUACGUACAGUAACUUACACACCAUUAUUCUUGCCAUUUCCUUCCUCCUCCUCCUCCUCCUCCUCCUCCGCCACCACCACCAAAGACGUUUAUUUGAGAAGGUUGUAACUUGUCAGCCUAUUUCAGUCCUCGUAUAUAGCCCAAGUGUUGGAACCUGAUGGCUUUUUUUUUUUUUUUUUUUUCCCUUCUCCGCACUUCCGGGCUUGUCUUUUAUCGUGUCUGUUUUUCUUCUGUCUGUACAGCAAUAAGUGGAAAUGAAAGAUUCAACGUUGGUUUGGUUUGGUAUGGUUAUCUCUUCCCCCAAAUACGCAGUACAACGAGACUCUUCUGGAGGGUGAGAGGUUCAUCUUUCGUGAUUUGGGGGGCGGGAUUGUAUUUGGAACAACCCAACCCCGCGCGAGGACAAGACCAAAUGCGGUUUCUCCUUAGUAAGAGACGUGGGAGUUAUUUCCUAGGGGUGGGAUAUCACCACAGCGAGUUUAUAGGGGGUAAAUGAAGUGUGAACAAACACUGGAGAAUUGCGACGAUGUACGGAGUACAUACAUUACAUGUACAUGUACCGUAGCGACGAGAAUAAAUAUGCUGAGCCUGGCAACCGUCGAGACAUUGCCGAAGUUCGGCUUCUAUGUAAGGUGAAAGAAAGAGAGCCCCUCGAAAAGGCUCUCCGACGAGAUAAUAAGUCGGGAAGUUCUUGUUGAGUUAUCAAGAAGUAUCAUACUUUUUUCUUUUCUUUUUCUUUUUCGAUUUAUUCUCCGUUGGGGUCUGUUAGGUUCGUUAUUACCAUAGUUAUCUCUUUGGCGGAGAGUUCAGGUUAGGGCCACACAGCAUACCAGGAUUGCAGGAACGGGAACCAGAGGAGCUUCUUUUUAAUAAUAUAUGACUAGGAAAGGGGCAGGAAAAGGAUAAAAAAAGAAAAGAGAAAGUAAGUUAUAAUAGUUAAUGAUUCACCAAGGACUAUUUCAGGAAAAACUAGAUUGGACUCUGCCUUUUAUCGUUUUAUAUUCCCGUUUGUUCCAAGUUCUGCAACUCAAUCUGAUUCCAAGCUGAUUGAUCUUUAUAUAUUUAUAUAUAUAAUUUUUCCCCAGCUUGGGGACUAGAAUAUGUUAUUUCUUAUAUUCUCCAUGGAUGUAAAAAUCAAUAUCCAUGGGAUGUUUGCCAUGAUGGCUACAAGGGCCCCUGGUACUGGUUUGCUUCGGUCAGCCACCGACAACUUAUUUAUCACUAUGUAUUCUUGCAUCUUGCGAGGGUAUGGUAUGGACGUUGGCCAAUAAAAGAGAAGGGUGCUGGUAUUAUUUGCAGAAAAAUUCGCUGGAUGUGUUUGUUUAUUUACUCUUUUUUUUUUUUUUUUUUUUUUUUUUUUUUUUUUUUUUUUUUUUUUAAUGUAGUUGUGAUUGAUAUCCUGGAUAAUUGCCGGAUUAAGUUGCGCUGGGAAACAAGCCGUGUAUUAGAAUCAAUCUGAUACUUUUAGUGCUGUAGAUCAGGGGCCCGCUCAAUUACAAUUUAACAGUAAAUAAACAGUUUACAGUUUACAGGAAUUCUGAAGUUCUGAGGGAAUAGAGCUAUAUAGGCGCCUAGGCCGAGUUGCAGGAGGGUCAGUCAGGAAGAACAUUCAGACAGGAAUAAUAAUAUUAAAUAAUAUACGGAGUAUACUCCGUAUACAACUUAUUAACGCUGCGAAAUAUUCUCAAGCCAUCCGGGGAAUGACAGAUUGGCCGAGCUUGUGAGUUGCCAGACUGGUGCUAAGACUGAUGCUAGACUGAUGCUAGACUGCUCUGCGAAACGCCCUAUAUCUCGGCUUGUCUCACCCUGGUCGUCCGGUCCCAAUGUCUACAUUUAAUAUUAUUAUUAUUGUCGUCGUCGUCUUGCUUUCUUCAUCUUCAACAACUCUCGCUCCUUGAACGCCCUCUGCCCUGCGUCUUGCUGGUGCAAUCCUCUUUCCCCUCUUUCUCUUUAACCCUCGCGGGACCCCUUACAUCAGGAUCUGAAUACUCCGAAAACAACCCUUGGAAGAUAAAUAUAAUCUACGAUUAAUGGACUCGGGAAAGAGAUUACCUCUUGCGUUGCUUUUCCCAUGAUAUUAUUAUUAUUAUUAUAGUCGUCUUCCUCUCCUCCUCCACGAUGUUUGCCCGUAUCUCCUUUCCCUUCGCUUCCCUGAGGUCGAUCCUCCCCAGCAAAGCCACGCCCCCGGCGUCCUCCCAGAGAAAGAGGGAGGACAAUUGGGUUGAUGGCCUCCGUGGUGUUGCCUCCUUCAUCGUCGUUACCGGCCACAUCUGCACCGCCUUCGUUCCAUAUCUACACAAUCCCACCAUUAGAGAGGGUGAGGGCCCUUUGUUAUUCCAACUCCCCUUCUUCAGGCUCGUCGUGGGCGGCCGUGGCGCCGUGGCUAUCUUCUUCAUCAUCACCGGCUUCGUCAACUCACUCAACCCCGUCAAAAAUGCCCGCGCCAACAACACCUCCGUCGCCCUCGUCAAUCUGGCAAGGAGCACCUUCACUCGCUCGGGCCGCCUAGUGCUGCCCACCUCCAUUGCUGUCUGUAUUGCUUGGCUCCUGGCGCAACUUGGUGCUUUUCAUAUGGCCUCUCGGGUUGAUGCGGGCUGGAUCCGCCUACAAGCCCAUGGUCCAGAUGCGUCUUGGGGAGAGGCUCUGAUCAAACUCUUCCGUGCUUUGACUCUAUUUUGGCAUGCCGGCCCAGGUGAAUAUGAUGGCACUCACUGGACACUUGUAUAUUUCUUGCAAGGUUCGUUCCGGGUAUAUUUGGCGCUAUUGGCCAUGAUGCUUCUCCAGACACGGUAUUGGCGCCUUGUCACCGGAUUCCUUUACGUCUGGUGUUGGUCUACUGGAGAUUAUAUCGUUGGAAUAAACAUCUUCGCAGGCCUUGCGCUUGCACAGCUCCAGGUGGACCUUGGCUCUCGGGCUACUUCCUUACUUCCCAAACCCGUCCCCUCGCUCAUCAUCCUCGUGGGUCUGUUUGUAUGGAGCUAUCCACAACACAAUGCACACUGGGCCUACUGGUCACGAACAAUGAAGGAGUCAAUGGAGCUAGUCGUCCCCGCCAACACCGACCUAUCCCGCUACUGGGUCUCCGUCGGCACCUCAAUCCUUAUGGUUGGAAUCUUCUUCUCCCGCAAUGCGCAAAGAGUCCUCACGAACCCCGUCUUCAAUUUCCUCGGCCGUGUCUCCUUCCCCGUCUACCUACUCCACAACUCGCUCAUGCGCACCAUCCUCGUCUGGAUGGCUUACUGGCGUACCGCAGCCACGACCCCAAAGACAGAUGCGCAGGGCAACCUCAUUCAGCUGCCCAAACCGGGCGGACUGGUGUUUGUAUUCAUUCUCCCGAUCUUCUACGCCGUCUUGUACACGGUUGCGUACCUGUGGACUCUAUACGUAGAUCCAUUGUGCGCCAAGACAGUUGACCUGUUGAAGCGCUUAAUGUUUAGGGAGGAGGAGCAACCGCAGGCUGAGAAACCUGUCCCUCUGACUGCCGUGGUGGCAUAACAAGACAACCGUUUCUUUUUUUCCCCUCUUUUCCUCUAUCUCCCGCAUCUUCUCUUGUCGUCUCAUACGUUUUAUUCGUUUUUAUUUAUUUUUUUACAUAUAUUUUCUAUCUCCAGUCGCAUAUGCAAGGAUGCCUAUACAAGCAACCACCACACCUAUCUUACGACAAAAUUGUCCACCCAUUCCUUCCGAGGAGCAUCCUUAUCGGUGUGCAUCUUUUGGAAAAUAAAUGAUCUGAUGCAAUUUUUAUUUUUAUUUGUGCAUAACAUAGCAUGCGGGAAAGCCGACAAGAGGGGACCUGGAAUAUUACAUAUAUUACCCCCCACCACUUUCCUCGUUCAACCGCUACUUUUAAAACCAACCUCCUCCCCCCAGGCCAAAUAUUGAAACCCCCUAGGUUUUCAUAUUUAUAUUUACGAAUUUAUUUAUAUAUUCAUCCUUGGAACUCAUGGUUUCACAGCAGUGUUGUCCUGUCGGUCGAGACUUUUCCAGUGAUAUUUUUCAGGGUUUUCCAGCCUCCCCGUCGAGUCAGCCCAGACCAAUACAAAGCAGCUAAAGAUACUGGGUGUCUCGUGUCAGGCUAUGUUGAGUCCCCCGGGCCUCUGGUUAUCAAUCAAGGCGCGUGAACGUGUUGGGUAUCGGCAGAUGAUCUUCUUGGGGUAUCUACGUUCUGCCAUUGAGAGAGAGACUUUUUGGUUCAGGUGCCGCGAAUGAGGGUUUUCCGCUCUGGGGACUGGAUGGUUUGGGUUGUCAUAUUCCCGGUCUUUACUGCGUUCCUUUUUUCAUUUCUUAUCCGUUUUCUUCUCUUUUUUCUGCGUUUCGUCUUCCGUUGGCAUAUUUCCCCUUUUCAUACCUCAUAUAUAUACGUAUACGAAUCUCACAUCUCCUCAUUCCCUUGUUACUUUUUGCUCUCUUUUCUUUUCUCUUUUGCUUCUGUCAUUUUCCUUCUUGUUCUUUUUCUUUUUCUUUUCCGCUACUGUUAUAGAUUAUGGAGUUCUUUUUGUAUUUGCAUCUUGGGGAAACUACAUACUACCUCACUCUCUAUAUAUACAUAUAUAUUGAUAACUUAAUGCACACAAUGACAUGACUCAACGCUUAAACUCUUGUACAGGAUUUUUCUCUCUCUUUUUCUUUGUAUAUUUACACUCCUUGCGGGCGCCAAUUUGCCUCCCCUAGUAACCCUGGUCUUACGGCUUUUUUCUGUUUCCCUUCUCUGGACAUUGCGCGUCAAUUAAUAGAUUCUACACGCAAGACAAGGGAAGUAAAAAAUAAAAUAAAUUCUGGAAUUCGCAGAGAAAGGAAACUAGCUAUCUUUAACUGAAUAAAAAAGAAGAAGGAACUAAAUAACAGACCAAAAAGGCGGGGCUGCUGAAGAAAGAGAAAGGAAAUUGAAGAGAUCAUUAGGGAUGACAGAGGUGGAAAAUAGAAUAGAACGCUGGAUGGGGCAAGAGAGAGUGGGUGCCUAGAGGAAAGCGGGCUGAUGAUGACGAUGAUGAUGAUGAUGAUGAUGCGGGAUAGGGUGUCGGAGUGGAUGGAUGAUGGC
Messenger RNA from Blastomyces dermatitidis ER-3, 5238 nucleotides. RefSeq lists its product as uncharacterized. Gene Ontology annotation, molecular function: acyltransferase activity, transferring groups other than amino-acyl groups. The record is from RefSeq and is a predicted model, not a curated record. Gene Ontology annotation, cellular component: membrane. The transcript has 4 exons. Lineage: Eukaryota; Fungi; Ascomycota; Eurotiomycetes; Onygenales; Ajellomycetaceae. Bases 2319 to 3695 code for a protein of 458 amino acids. Gene Ontology annotation, biological process: polysaccharide biosynthetic process.